Racocetra fulgida is the source of this 464-nucleotide messenger RNA. The record is from the annotation of a GenBank genome assembly. NCBI's taxonomy places the organism in Eukaryota, Fungi, Glomeromycota, Glomeromycetes, Diversisporales, Gigasporaceae.
AUUCUAGAUCUGAUUCUAUUUUGGACAAUAAUUCAUUAAAUAUCAAAUUCUUGUUGGACUUGCGUCAACGUCACGAUGCUCAUUCGGAAAGAAACCUUGAACAAAUUAAGUUUUCUUCUAAAAAUAAUAAUGAAAGAAAUGUUCUAAAUAAGUUUAAUAUAAAUAAGGCUAGCACUCUUUUUCCAUUACAAAUUAGAUCUUUUAUAAUAGCUAAAUUUGAUAACAUGUUGUGUAUUGCUCAAGUUAUUGCUAUGUAUGAACAAGAUAAUUUAUUUCAUUUAUAUAUUGACACAUCUGUUUCAGAUCUUGAAUCUCUUUCUUAUAUAUCUUUAAAAAUUUUUUUUCACAUUAAUGGUGCAGUUUUUUCAACAACUCGUGAUCAUCAAUUUUAUAUUUUUUCUCAUCCUGAAGGUUCAUAUAUUGUUCAUCAUUUGGCUUCUAAAGAUAUUAAUAUUGAUAAGGAA